AUGAAUCUGUCGGCUACUUUAAAUAUUGAACCUACAACAAGUCUAGAGAUGGAACCAGCAGAACUACCAAAUGCAGUCAUGCGGCCAUUCACACCCGGGAAAUGUCUGUUCUGCCCCGUUUCGUCACAAGAUUUCUCCGACAGUGUGACACAUAUGCAAAGGUCACACGGGCUUUUUAUCCCGUAUGAGCAACAUUUGCUAGUUGACCUCGAAACUCUAUUCAAAUACCUACACCUUGUUAUUUUUUCAUAUCGGGAAUGUCUUCAAUGCGGUACCGAAAGAGCGACCGUGGAGGCUGUACAGCAACAUAUGACCGCCAAGGGUCACUGCAGAUUUGAUGUCUCAGAAGUCUCGGAGUUUUCAGAGUUUUACGACUUCUAUGGGCCAGAAGGAAAUGCGGAGACAGCCACUGAGGUCGAAAGCAAUGAAGAAGAACAGGAUGAGAGACCGUCAAGGACAAGCAUGAAGCCAGUGUUAGCUGACGAAGACUCGAUUCGUUUACCGUCAGGCAAAAUCAUAUCAAGACAGUCCUCAGCACCAACGAGGCUAUCGUUCAGCCAUUUACAUCAACGAAGGAGAAACUCGCCUUCAAAAGUCAAACAUUCCUUGGAGGAAUCAAACGAAGAGAAGGGUUUCGGUGGAAGUGAACUCGAUUCAGAACCCAGCAAGCAGCUGCUAUCUAGGAGGGAAAAGCGGGAGCGGGCAACAGUCUCAUAUCAGCUGGCAAAAAUGAGUGCCAACGACCGAAAUAGCUUGAUGCACCUCCCCGCGUCCCAACAGCGAUCAUUACUGGCGGUGGAGAACAGGCAUGGUGAAAAAGUACAAAAAGAACAACAAAGGAGGCAAACCAGAAUCGACCGAAAGGGGAACAAAAAUCUGUACGCAUAUUGGCAUACUGAAACGCCAGUGUACCAGUGUGGCUAG
This is a messenger RNA of Colletotrichum truncatum, 924 nucleotides long. Its product is annotated as TRI15. Gene Ontology annotation, biological process: ribosomal large subunit biogenesis. Lineage: Eukaryota; Fungi; Ascomycota; Sordariomycetes; Glomerellales; Glomerellaceae. The record is from RefSeq and is a predicted model, not a curated record. Gene Ontology annotation, cellular component: preribosome, large subunit precursor.